This is a messenger RNA of Ruditapes philippinarum (Manila clam), 1436 nucleotides long. Its product is annotated as GTPase IMAP family member 9-like. The transcript is spliced from 2 exons. Lineage: Eukaryota; Metazoa; Mollusca; Bivalvia; Venerida; Veneridae. The record is from RefSeq and is a predicted model, not a curated record. The coding region runs from base 144 to 1181 and encodes 345 amino acids. Gene Ontology annotation, molecular function: GTP binding.
CACUGUGAUUUUACGAUAUCUUUAGAUAGUUUACAAACAUAUUAAUUGAUAACACUCGCUCAAUUUGUUCGACAUUCUUUCUGUAUCCUUUAUCUAUAGCGUUUUGAAUUACUUUCGAUUUGGACUUAACGUCAGUAACAAUCAUGUACCGACGCCAGAGAGAAGAUAAAACUGUCUUACAUGAAAGACGAAUCAUUUUAGUUGGAAAGACUGGCAACGGGAAAAGUUCUACCGGAAAUUCUAUUCUUCAAAAGCAUGCUUUUGUCCAUGACCUCAGCCCGAAUCCUGUAACAGAAAAGUGCUUGUUGAAAACAGGGACAAAUGAAUCAUAUACCUUGCAGUAUACCUUAAUUGAUACACCCGGCUUACUUGAUACAACAAAGCGUGUUGGCGAAAGAGCACUUGAUAUUCAACAGUCAGUUGAAAUCUGUCCAAAUCCGCAUGUGUUUCUUUUGGUCUUUAGCGCCGGAAAUCGUAUGACAGAAGACGAAUGCUUCACUAUAGAUAUACUCCGGAUUAUUUUUGGAGAAAAGGUAUUCAAUCAUACCAUAGUCGUUUUCACACAUGGCGAAAUGUUUGAGUCUGAUGAAAAGUUUAAGAAGUUUUGGACACAAAAUGAACAUUUCGUUAACCUAAUAAAAAAGUGUGGAAACAGGGUUGUCAAAAUAGAGAAUGACGAUGCUUACUUUAACCGAAAUGAAGGUGUACAUGAAAUUGAGAAUAUAAUCGAAGAGCUGACAGAAGGCGGACAUUAUUGCUAUAGCUACAAAUAUGUAAACAUCCACAGAUCAGUAAUUGAAGAACAUUUUAUAAAAUAUCAAGGAAAAGGCAACCUUCGUGAGGAUAUUUCCGACAUUAUUGACAAGCUGGGUAAGAAAUUAGAUCAACAAAUCUGGAAAAAAGUUUUAUUUGGUGGUGUACUGCUAGGUGGAGGAGCAAUGGGUGUGGGAUAUGCUGUCGGUGUUGCCGGGACAAAUGUUGUUGCUGCAUCGGGAUUGGGGGCAGCCGUUAUGAGCAAUGCUGGAGCUUUAGGUGGUGCUCUUGUUAGAUCAGCCGGUUCAAUGGCAACUGCGGCAGCUUCAUCAAACGUUGGUUCUGCCUUGAUUAAUAAUGGGGCCACUGCCGGUGGUGCUGUCGUAAGGACAGCUUGGAGCGUUGCUACAAAAAUAAGGUUUUGGUAACGGUUGAAUGAUCGGGCACAAUCGAUAUGAAAUGUAUCCUAAAUGUUUCUACAGCGGUUCUUGUCUUUAAGACACAUGACAUAUAUAUUUGUUAUUUUAUGUUAUUUAGUGAAGGUCGUAACCGAUUCCUGCAUUAUUCAUUCUAUAUUUCGAGACUGAUCAUUUAUUUCCUGCAAAAUGACGUAAAAAGAAAUUUAUUUUUUUAUUAUAUUUUUCAUAUGCUUUCGUUCAAAUAUUAAAUAACUUUAGACUUCA